This is a messenger RNA of Frieseomelitta varia, 2063 nucleotides long. RefSeq names its product glucose-6-phosphate isomerase (gene Pgi). Gene Ontology annotation, molecular function: carbohydrate derivative binding; glucose-6-phosphate isomerase activity; monosaccharide binding. The transcript has 11 exons. Gene Ontology annotation, cellular component: cytosol. The record is from RefSeq and is a predicted model, not a curated record. Gene Ontology annotation, biological process: glycolytic process; glucose 6-phosphate metabolic process; gluconeogenesis. NCBI's taxonomy places the organism in Eukaryota, Metazoa, Arthropoda, Insecta, Hymenoptera, Apidae. Bases 96 to 1769 code for a protein of 557 amino acids.
AUGUUGGCACGUCUUGAACACACUUUAUACGUGAGUCUUUGCCAUAGAGAAUAAGUUUCGAUUUUAUUGCGCGGCUUGCUCAAAUUAAAAAAAAAAUGAAACCGAAACCAGAAUUAAAUACCGAAGAAGCGUGGAUUAAAUUGCAACAAUAUUUUGACGUAAAUGGAUCGAAAAUUAAUAUAUAUAGUCUUUUUCAACAAAAUCCAAAACGUUUCGAAAACUUUAGUUUAGAAAUUCCUACUCCUGAAGAUGGGCCAAUUUUGCUUGAUUAUUCCAAGAAUCGCCUUACUGAAGAAGCAUUGCAAUUAUUAUUGAAAUUGGCACAAGCGCGUGAAAUAGAAGCUGCAAGAGAUGCCAUGUUUAGUGGAGAGAAAAUUAAUUUUACAGAGAAUAGAGCAGUUUUACAUACUGCAUUACGCAAUAGACUUAAUAAGCCAAUAUUAAUUGAUAAUAAAGAUGUAAUGCCAGAAGUAAAUGCUGUAUUGAAUCAUAUGAAACAGUUUACUAAUGAGGUUCUUUCAAAACAAUGGAAAGGUUUUACUGGUAAACCAAUCGAAGAUAUUGUUAAUAUUGGAAUUGGUGGUUCAGAUUUGGGUCCUUUAAUGGUAACCGAAGCAUUGAAGGCAUUUCAUGUUGGACCACGAGUACAUUUUGUUAGUAACAUAGAUGGAACUCAUAUAGCUGAAACUUUAAAAAAAUUGAAUCCAGAAACAACUCUUUUCAUAAUAGCAUCGAAAACGUUUACCACUCAAGAGACUAUUACAAAUGCUACUUCUGCUAAAAUAUGGCUUUUAGAAACUUUAAAAAAUCCUGCAGCAGUUGCAUGCCAUUUUGUUGCAUUAUCUACUAACAAUCAAAAAGUGAAAGAAUUUGGUAUCGAUGAGAAAAAUAUGUUUGGAUUUUGGGACUGGGUUGGAGGACGUUAUUCAUUAUGGUCAGCUAUUGGUUUAUCAAUUUCUUUAUCUAUUGGGUUUGAAAAUUUUGAAAAAUUAUUGGAUGGAGCAUAUUUUAUGGAUCAGCAUUUUUGUAGUGCUCCAUUGGAGAAAAAUGCACCAGUUAUAUUAGCUCUUCUUGGAAUAUGGUAUCACAAUUUCUACAAAGUUGAAACACAUGCAUUGUUACCAUAUGAUCAAUAUUUACAUAGAUUUGCUGCUUAUUUCCAACAAGGAGAUAUGGAGAGUAAUGGGAAAUAUGUGACUCGUGCAGGAAAAACUGUCAAUUAUGGCACUGGUCCAAUUGUGUGGGGAGAACCAGGCACUAAUGGACAACAUGCAUUUUAUCAAUUAUUACAUCAAGGAACUAGACUUGUUCCUGCUGAUUUUAUAAUUCCAAUACAAUCACAUAAUAAGGUUCAAGGAAAUCUUCAUCAUAAAAUAUUGCUUGCAAAUUGUUUUGCACAAACCGAAGCUUUGAUGAAAGGCAAAAAUGAGAAUGAAGUACGAGUUGAGUUGCAAAAAGCAGGAAUAAGUCCUGAACAAAUAAAUUUAUUAUUGCCACAUAAAAUAUUUGAAGGAAACAGACCUACUAAUACUAUUCUUCUUAAGAAGAUAACACCUUUUAUUCUUGGAGCAUUGAUUGCGAUGUACGAGCAUAAAAUCUUUGUACAAGGAAUUAUUUGGGAUAUCAAUUCAUUUGAUCAAUGGGGUGUUGAAUUAGGUAAGCAGUUGGCAAAGAUAAUUGAACCUGAAUUAGAAAGCACUCAAACAAUUACAAGCCAUGAUUCAUCAACAAACGGAUUGAUUGCAUUUGCUAAGAAUCAUAGUUUAUAAAAGUUCCUCAAAUGAUAUAAAAUGAAUAAUUGAAUUAUAAUAAUAACUUAGUAAUUGUUAAUUGUUACAGACAAAAUUAUGUUAAAAUGUAUUCAAAAUGUUAUAGAAAAAUAAUUUUUUAAUAUUCUUUUAUUAAUUAUUUUCACAAACUGUAUUUAAUAUAUUUAGUGAUAUUAUACAGUUUGAAAUGUAUAUCAUAUCGAUGUACUCGAUUGAAGUACUAUAAAUGAAAAGUGUAAAAUAUUGUAAAUUGUUAAGUGAUAUAUAAUAUAUAAAAAUUAUUUAAUGAAAUAA